AUGUCACACUCCUUUGGCUCCGGCUCAUCGCUGGUGAUCACCCCUCGAGAGGGUAAUAACCUGACUCCAAGUACUACCGCAGGGAAGACCCAGACGGUGUUUAUCCACAAGCUUUACGAUAUGCUUUCAGAUCCAGAUUUGAGCCAUUUAAUUUGGUGGGCUCCUUCGAACGAAUCAUUCUACCUUUUACCAACAGAAGAAUUCUCCAAAGUGUUGGCGUUGUACUUUAAACACACCAACAUUGCCUCUUUCAUACGACAGCUCAACAUGUAUGGGUUCCACAAGGUGAAUGAUGCAUUUCAGAACGACGAUACUUCAACCGACUCCAAUUCCAACUCAACCAACACCACUCACAACCUGCCACAAGAAUCCUCCAGAUGGGAGUUUAAGCACUCUGCUGGCCAUUUCCGCAAGGGAGACGUCGACUCGUUGCGUCUCAUCAAACGUAGAUCACUGAGAAAUGUCAACUCUCCUAAAGAAGUCGUCAACAUUAAAUCCAUUCCUACCUCGGUUCCAGCCUCCAUAACCCAAGACCGAGACCACGACGAUUUUCCACAGCUGCCCUCGACUCCGCUGGCUCUGAAACAGCUCCCACAAGUAGUAGAAAGUGCUAGAACUACAACUGGUGGCCCCACAUUGGCUCCGCCAGCUCCACACACCCAAGCUCAACCGCAAGGCUCGGCGUCAGCCAAUAUGGUGGUAGAGCUUAACAACAACCUCAAUAGCUUGAGAUCGGACUGCUUUGCUCUCGCGGCACGUGUAGACGCCGUGGUGACCGAUUCCCGUGAGUCGCACAUGGAAAUGCUUCAAGUUGUAGAAUUGUUGCAGAGACUUGUAUCGACCCAAGAUUUCUUGGUGAAGGAAAAACUGGCGGAAAAAACAGAUAAAAAGGUGGUUUCGCCCGUUACAUCUCCAGAAGCAGCUACCGCAGCAGCCACCGCCGCGGCAUUGGCAGAUCUUCGUACCAGACUCCAUAACCGUCUUCAACAGCCACUUUUACAACCUAUGGCUCCAGCAGCUCCCCAGUCGCGAAACUCAUCCAACCCAAAUAUCGUUCCUCAACAGUACCCACUCAACCCAUACUUUUCCAUCUACUCUCAAGACAGAGUCUUCCGUUUCAACAGCGCCACCGAGCAGCCACACGAACGUAACAUGAGCUUCAUGGACCCAUUGCAACGUCCGCAAGAGCUCGAUCCAAGGCUAAGAGUCGAGUCCAAAAGCAAUAGUCCAUUAUCAGCCUCGGGACCUCCAGCCGUCCACACCACCCUGCCGUCUUCCUCCCGCUUACCGCAGCCAAAACAGCAAAUCAUAGCAUCAAGUCCUCAACCUCUGCAUGGAAUGUCAUCUGGAAGAACGUCGCUUCUGGAAAGAAUCGACCGGAACCGCUCUGUCUCCCCCGCUCAAGUGCCCAAGAAUUACCAACAAUAUCCAUUUCCUAUCAUGACCCCAAACCCCUCCGCCCAUCUUCCCGUGAGAAGAACCUCAUCCAUGCCCACUAUAGACCCUCCGACACCAGAUGUUCAUACCAGCUAUUUUCCACGCCGAUCAUUGACAGACUCUGGUGUCGUUUCCGAUGAUCCUCCACGCUCAUUACCCACAUAUUCCCAAACUCUGCUUCCCACAGUCAGCACUGCCAACACUACACCGUCAGAGCUUCCACAACACCACCACAAUAAUCCACAACAAAAAUCACUCUUGCUACCUUCGGUUUCCGAGCUCGACAAGUCACUCAAAUCGGGUGGCUCGUACCUGUUAAUGAACCUUCUAGCUUCCCCGAGCUACAACAACAAGCGGAGGGUUGGCGAUGACCAUGAAGGAGCCGAUAAGCGGUUCCGUCCUUAA
Messenger RNA from Meyerozyma guilliermondii ATCC 6260, 1842 nucleotides. RefSeq names its product Sfl1p (gene SFL1). The record is from RefSeq and is a predicted model, not a curated record. Lineage: Eukaryota; Fungi; Ascomycota; Pichiomycetes; Serinales; Debaryomycetaceae. The transcript has a single exon. Gene Ontology annotation, biological process: regulation of DNA-templated transcription. Gene Ontology annotation, molecular function: DNA-binding transcription factor activity; sequence-specific DNA binding. The coding region runs from base 1 to 1842 and encodes 613 amino acids.